UACCAAGCUAAUAAAAAUAUCCGGUGAAAAUAUGACUUCCAGCGACGAAGGAAAGCUCUUUGAUAGACUUGUUGAAUGUCCAGCAAAUAGUGAGGAUGCUGGAAAAAGUUCAGUCUGUGAAGGUUGUCCUGGACAAGCAUUGUGUAGAGGUCAAGGUGGAGAAGACCCGGAUCAAGAACUUAUUGACAUCAGGAUGGGGGCCAUUCAACACAAGAUUCUGGUUUUAUCUGGAAAAGGAGGUGUUGGAAAAUCAACUGUAACCUAUUUGUUGUCAUUGGCUCUGGCUAAAUGUCACUCAAUGAAAGUGGGUGUGGUUGACCUAGAUAUUUGUGGACCCAGUAUUCCAAAACUGUUUAAUGUAGAAAACAAGCCCAUUGUACAAUCGCCUUAUGGAUGGAAACCUCUAAUAUCCCCCAGUGAGAGUAUCAAGAUCGUGUCAGUAGGCUCUUUGAUUGAGUCGGAUAAAACGUCGGUCAUUUUCCGUGGACCGAGAAAGACAGGAUUAAUCAAAAGAUUUCUAAAGGAUACAUUCUGGGGGAAAUUGGAUUUCCUAAUAUGUGAUACACCCCCAGGGACAAGUGAUGAACACAUGGCAAUUGUAAAACUUCUGAAAAAUGUGAAACCAGAUGGCGCUGUUAUCGUCACCACUCGUCAAGAGGUAGCCAUGGCAACCAUUAAAAAGGAAAUCAGUUUCUGUAAGAAGAUGGGAGUGUCCAUCCUCGGGAUUGUGGAGAAUAUGGGUGGAUUUGUCUGUCCAUGUUGUAAGGAGAUGUCUGAACUCUUCCCGGGAAGUGGAGUUGCCUCCCUUGCCAACAGUCAUGGGAUACCAGUCCUUGGGCACCUUCCUGUGGAUCCAUUGAUCACCGAAUGUUGCGAAAAUGGCAGAAACCCCCUAGACAGUUACCCAGAAUCCCCCGUUGUCCAGUCUGCAAUGGAAAUUUCUAAAACUUUGAUCAACAUUGUCAACGACACCUAAUGGACGACUCGUGGAAUGACGAGGACUGCUCGACUGCGGUCUAUAUACCCAGUGUAGCAGUGUUCUCAAAAGGAGAGUUUAUACAAUGUAUUGGUGCUAGAAAUUUGAUCUUGAUAAUUGUAAUGUUGAGACGAGGUGCUAGGAAUUUGAUUUUAAUAAAUGUAAUAUUGAAACAAGGUGCUAGGAAUUCGAUCUUGAUAAAUGUAAUGUUGAAACGAGGUGCUAGAAAUUUGAUCUUAAUAAAUGUAAUGUUGAGACAAGGUGCUAGAAAGAUCUUAAUAAAUGUAAUGUUGAGACAAGGUGCUAGAAAUUUGAUCUUAAUAAAUGUAAAGUUGA
This is a messenger RNA of Ostrea edulis (European flat oyster), 1312 nucleotides long. RefSeq lists its product as uncharacterized. The transcript is spliced from 9 exons. Bases 32 to 976 code for a protein of 314 amino acids. Gene Ontology annotation, cellular component: cytosol. NCBI's taxonomy places the organism in Eukaryota, Metazoa, Mollusca, Bivalvia, Ostreida, Ostreidae. Gene Ontology annotation, molecular function: iron-sulfur cluster binding; ATP-dependent FeS chaperone activity; ATP binding. Gene Ontology annotation, biological process: iron-sulfur cluster assembly. The record is from RefSeq and is a predicted model, not a curated record.